This is a messenger RNA of Actinia tenebrosa (Australian red waratah sea anemone), 1193 nucleotides long. Its product is annotated as protein AKTIP homolog. The record is from RefSeq and is a predicted model, not a curated record. NCBI's taxonomy places the organism in Eukaryota, Metazoa, Cnidaria, Anthozoa, Actiniaria, Actiniidae.
CACUCAGUCCAUCCAUCACGUGACAGUUGGUAAUGGCGUCUGUCUUGUUUAUGAAUAUUCUAUCAGUCUGUCGUUGUUGGCUCGUGUUUGGGAUUCAAUUCUGAAGUGAUAAUGUAAUGCUAACAAGCCCAAAAAAUUCUAAAUUAUAGACCGUUCACUGCACUAACGACUGAGCUGAGAAUGUAUGAUCUGAGGGCUUAAAACGACGAGCUAAUAAGAUGUUAAACGUAACGCAUCAACUGAAGAAAAAGCUGUUUUUAACAGACUUAGACGAACGGGAGUCGCCAACAAGUACUCGUAAAGUACUCAACAACCAAGAUGUCUCGUCAUCUUCAGCUUCCACCUCAGAACCACAAUCAAAGGGACAUAAAUCUUUGCCAAGUCUUCCUUCUCCUGAAGAGGAAGAAUCUAUGAAUCUAUCCAUAGCAAGGAAAAGAUCUCCAUCGAAUUCAACUCCGCUUCCAGCGAAGGCUUACGGGCCUUAUUUCCUCGAGUAUACUUUAAUGGCAGAAUAUAACCAGUUAAGGAGUAAAAGGUUACCAGGAGUCUAUGUUUUACCUGCUGCUAAAUCUCCACUGGUUUGGUAUGGUGUUAUUUUUAUACGCAUGGGCUCGUACCAAGAUGGAGCAUUCAAGUUCACCAUGACUGUACCUGACAACUACCCUGAUGGAGAAUGUCCAAAAUUAGUAUUCAAGCCACCAAUCUUUCACCCAGUAGUAAAUAUAGAAACAGGAGAGCUAGAUGUAAAAAGAGCAUUUCCAAAAUGGAGGCGUAGUGUGAAUCAUCUCUGGCAAGUCCUUUUAUAUACUAGAAGAAUAUUUUAUAAAAUUGAUACGAGAGACCCUCUAAAUCCAGAAGCAGCUAAUCUGUAUGAAAAUGAUAAAGAAACUUUUAAGCAGAAAGUGAAUGAAUGUUUAAGAACCUGUCAUAACGAGCUACACAUUCCUGUCGACGAUGACCCCCAUUGCAUUCAUUUUGUGGAGCUUGAACCCCAAAAAAUUGAUGAAGUCAAAGAAACCAUACUUGAAAGUCAGAGCAAACCAGGAAAGCUACCAACAGCAAAUGCUCACAAGUCAGGUUUGUCCUGGAUGAAGAAAGGCAGUUCUGACAUAUUCACUAUAGAACAAAGCUAAUACUACCUACCUUUGGUUAUAAAAUACUGAUUUAUAUUAAAUCUGAAUUAUCUAAAUAUA